Messenger RNA from Cyclopterus lumpus (lumpfish), 1684 nucleotides. RefSeq names its product RAS-like, estrogen-regulated, growth inhibitor (gene rerg). Gene Ontology annotation, molecular function: GTPase activity; GTP binding. The record is from RefSeq and is a predicted model, not a curated record. The coding region runs from base 452 to 1054 and encodes 200 amino acids. The transcript has 5 exons. NCBI's taxonomy places the organism in Eukaryota, Metazoa, Chordata, Actinopteri, Perciformes, Cyclopteridae.
CGGCAUGCAGCAGCAGCAGCAGGCAGCAGCAGCAGCAGUCCGGUCCGAGGCAGCAGCGCGUCGGGUUCUCCAGCAGCUCCGCUCCGUGUAUUUCCACUGAUCCCCCGUUUGAGGGAUUCAUUCAUCCCAGUCAGAGCUCGGUCUGUCCGCUCGGCACCCGUCAGCCCCCUUGCCCCAUUUCCAGUCCGUCCAUCCAGCUGUUUUUAUUCCCUCCUUCCAUCCAUCCAGCGGUGCGCUGCGUCCGCAUCUGCGUGCGGGAAGCUCCUUUUUUAAAUCAGCGGACCUGGCCACUUUUUGUUGUUUUUCUUUUGAAUUUCUCUCUCUUUCUCAUCAGCGUGUCAUCACCGGGAGAUCCUUCUGCAUUCAGCGGUCGCGGACACUGCGAGGAUGACCGGCUGACCUCGGAGCUCACUGACCGGUUCGCUGAUCUUCGCUGGCCGCAGCUGCCGUCAUGGCCAAAAGCCCGGAGGUGAAGCUGGCCGUCUUCGGCAGAGCGGGGGUGGGGAAGUCAGCUUUGGUGGUGAGACUUCUGACCCGACGCUUCAUCUGGGAGUACGACCCGACACUCGAAUCAACAUAUCGUCAUCAGGCCAACAUCGACGAUGAGGUCGUCACCAUGGAGAUCCUGGACACUGCCGGGCAGGAGGACGUCCAGCAGAAGGAGGGUCACGUGCGUUGGGGUGACGGGUUUGUCAUCGUGUACGACAUCACCGACCGGGGAAGCUUCGAGGAGGUGGCGCCGCUGCGAAGUCUCCUCGAGGAGGUGAAGAAGCCGAAAAACGUGCCUCUGGUCCUCGUGGGCAACAAGUCCGACCUGGACCACGUCCGGCAGGUCGGCACGGAGGAAGGCGAGCGGCUGGCCGCCGAGAUGGCGUGCGCCUUCUACGAAUGCUCGGCGUGCGCCAACGAGGGCGGCACCGUGGCCGAGGCCUUCCACGAGCUGUGCCGCGAGGUGAGGCGCCGCAAGGCCGUGCAGGGCAAGGCCAGACGCCGCAGCUCCACCACGCACGUCAAACAGGCCAUCAACAAGAUGCUGACCAAGAUCAGCAGCUAGGGAAGAGCCGCCGCGGGUCGCACGGAAAUGUCUCGAAGGGAUCGUCGGCUCCGGGAACGGACGAAAUGCGACUGAUGUUAAGUGGAAUGUGUUUGUUACUUUACUCUCUGAUCGCGUUCCAUCAUAAAAAGGCGAUGUCUCUGGAAGAGGGUCGAUCACGGGAGCCUUGACGGAGGAUUUGCCGUCCUAACUUCUGAGCUCAUUUGGAUCAAAAUAAUUCUGGAUGCAGGUGAGAUAUUUGUUUGUUUCUCCGUAUCUCGUGUGUCGGGGGAUAUUGUGAUGUGCUUCGGCUCACAUGUGUGUAACUGUGAGGACUACUGUCACAUACAAGUAGAUCCUCUGUCAUUCCUCCUGCCUGCCAUUCCAACCGACGUUGUAAAGUCCACUGCAUUAUCGUGACAUGAAACGUUUUUCCAGGGACGCUCGUCAUGGCUGUAAUAAACACUGUAAACUACAGUUUGUAUUAUUUGAUAUAUUAACAAAGCUGUCUAUUAAGUGUGUACAGAGCCCCAAAGGCAUCUACAGUAGAAUACUGCAAUUGUUUAAAUGGAACAUGUUUUUAUGUACGUGACCUGUAUGAUCAAAACAAACAGCUGUGCACUCGUUCAUUAAAAAUGGACAUAUAUCCCA